Molecule: messenger RNA, 1962 nt
Organism: Panicum virgatum (switchgrass)
Lineage: Eukaryota; Viridiplantae; Streptophyta; Magnoliopsida; Poales; Poaceae
Product: protein FAF-like, chloroplastic
Exons: 2
Coding region: 225-1547 (440 amino acids)
Source: RefSeq, a predicted model, not a curated record
AUACAUGCUUGCAAACAAAGCCGCGGUGUGCCUCUGUAAGAAGUGCAGCCCAGCGAUCCCAGCUCAAAGAGUCAGGACUACAAGCCAAGAUCACUACUCCCAACCACUUCCAACACCCCAAGUGCUUCCAAAUCCCAGGCUCCGAUCCCCUUGCGGCGUGCCUGCAUCUCUGAGGGAGCAAGCGAGACUGCCACUUCGCAUCCAUCCUCCUCCAGGCGGCGAGGAUGUCGGUGGCGGUGUGCCGCGGCCCGGCUGUGCCGACGUUCGAGGCGCCCAGCUGGCUGCGCCCUGUCGAGCCGUACAAGCAGCCGGAGGCCGUCGUCGACGACCGGCCUAAGCAGGCGGACAUAUGGAACGCCAUCCAGGCUGACGUCAACAGGGCGGCCGCCGGCGCCGACAAGGCAUCGUCCAAGCCGUACGUGCACCCGCUCGUGCGCCGGUCGUCGAGCCUGAUGAGCCAGAAGAGCCUCGAGGUCUGCACCGAGAGCCUCGGCAACGAGACCGGCUCCGGCGACUUCACGUCGUCCCUGGACCUGGCCUGCCUGCUCGACUCGGAGCUGCCGGCGGCGGCGGCUGCUGCCCCGGCGGAGGAGUCCUUCUGGCAGCACGCCGCCGCCGCCAACCGCGGCUGCGAGGAGGACGAGGAGGAGCAGUGGGAAGGGAACAAGGACCUCGCCGCGGUGAACUACCACUGCUCGGCCGGGACGCGGUCGCCGCGCCGCGCGUUCCCGCCGCCGCUGCCCUCCAUGUCGCGCCGCGACGGCCCGUGCUUGCGGAUGCGCCCGCGCCGCGAGGACGGGCGCCUCGUGGUCGAUGCCGUGGCGGUGAGGCCGCGCGGGUACCUCCACGCGAGGCGCCAGGGCGGCCGCCUCCGCCUCUCCUUGGUCGAGUGCUGCGCGCGCGACCAGAGCGAGGAGACCAAGAUCACCGCGGCGGCGGCGGAGGCGCCGUACUUCCCGACCAUGGAGCCCCGGAACGUGCAGGAGGCAGAGUCGGAGGUGGAGAUGGAAGAGGAGGACGAGGCUGACGAGGAGGAGGUGGAGGUGGUGGACAGGGGCACCGUCGUGGAGGUCAAGGUGAGCUCGCAGCCGCAGACGCCCGCCGCCGCCAAGGUGCACCGCUCGACGCUCGUGAUCAACAAGUUCGUCGGCAGCACGCCGCUGUCCGUGGACCACCAACCCCGGUGCCACGCCGACACGGCAGCGGAGCCCGAGGCGGAAGCCAGCGACGACGAGGAGGCGGCGGCGGCGCAGUCACCACGGCCGAGCCUACGCCGGGUGCCGUCGUCCACGACGACGCUGGCGGCCGCGGUCGCCGUGGCCUCGACGGGGACCGACGUCGUCCCGCCGGCUCCGGAGGACGAGGACGGGUGCGGCGGCGUGCACCUCUCCGCCUCCGCCGCCGCCGACGCCGAGCCCAAGCAGCUCCUGCUGUUCACGUCGCGGCGGGGGGACAAGCAGGACCUGCUGCAGAGCGUGCGGCGGUGCCGGCAGCUGCGGCAGAAGCCGCUCUUCAUCCUGGAGCCCUACUGCAUUGCCACCUCCUGAACAACAAAGCCGUCGGUGACACACACACGCCGCUGCGCUCGCGACAGUCCGGUCGUCGCGUCGCCAUUGCUAGCCCUAAAUUAAUCACUAGCAAAUCAAGCACGGUCCUGAUUAGCCCCCCCAUUAUAAUAACCUCGUCCAUCCGUCGCCGUCACAGUGGCUGCUGCAUGCUGGGCAUUUUUUUUUUGCGACACAUCCUUCCCAUGUGUUGCUUGGUGUUCUUCCUUUUUGGGACUGGUCGUGCUGCAUCGACCGGUCGCCCCCCUUUGGUCCCUUGCGUGCAGUGGCCUCUCGUGCGCUAGUAGCUUGCUGCCUCCUUAUUAUUUGCGGUGUGAUUUGAGUAAGUAAUUUGUCAAUGGAUUAACAGAUUUGCUGUAUAAGCACAACCCUUUAGUGUUUCCCUAUGGAUUUAUUA